Messenger RNA from Lecanosticta acicola, 1023 nucleotides. Lineage: Eukaryota; Fungi; Ascomycota; Dothideomycetes; Mycosphaerellales; Mycosphaerellaceae. The record is from the annotation of a GenBank genome assembly.
AUGGCGCGCACUCGAGCGGGUGUGAAGAGCCAGCAACAUUAUACCGACGACAAUACAUCGGGGCGUACCCUUCGCAAGCAGGCUAGAGUAGACUACACCGAUCAACUCGACUUGGAGGUCGAAGUCAAAGGCAAGCGCCCAUCACGCAUUCUCAACACUAAUGCCCUGUUACGCAAGCCCAAAGCAAAGACCACGGACCUUCAGGCAACAAAUUGGCCAACUUGCCCGCUGUUGGAUCUACCUGGCGAGUUGCGGAACCGCAUCUUCGAGUACGCGCUUGGCGGCUGCACCAUGCAUAUCUGGACUGAGGGGCGCGAUGAAGUUGGCGAAUACGUACUGCACCGCAAGACUUGCUGCCGAGGAUUCUCUCCCAAGGAGGGUGCUCAGUGCAUCAAGAAAGAGGACGAAGGCGAUCCUUGGGAGAGUUAUCAUUCCACGCAUCAAGACUGCGACAAUACCACGCAGGCCGGUCCGGCCUUCGCGCUGCUACAAAUGUGUCGUCAAGUCCACGCCGAGACCGCGCUACUUCCGUUUGCUCUGAACACCUUUGCCUUCGAUGACACUGAGGAAGUCGAAUUUUUCAUCAAGCGCCUCAUUCCGAAGCAGGGCCGCGCGGUUCAGCACAUAUCUAUCCGGCUUGCCUGGACAGAAGACCGAGAUGCUGAUUCCGAGGACCAGGAAUAUCAAAAGGAAGCACUGCGGCGUCAGAAGCUCUUCAAGAGAAAACUGCUUAGCCUGCAAAGCCUGACUCUCCUCGCUGAGUUCGAGAACGAGAUUCGGUUUCUGAACGGCGAGCACGAAUCGCGAGCUCAGGCGGCGAUGGUGUUUGGCAUGCUGGAUCUCGAACGCGUGACUGUUGCCGUGUACAAUAGUGAGGAAGCGAAUGAUCUUUUGGAUGAUGAUCAUCUCAUUCAUGGAAACCUGUUGCGGGAUUGGGAAGACGGUCUUGAGGCGGAGCUCAAGAAGGAUUGGGCUAUCAUUGUGAAGGAGGCCGAGGCAGAGAGAAAGGGGAAGCGAAAGUAG